AUGUCGUCUCGAUACAGCUGCAUGAAGUGCCAGACCGACAGUCACAGUGACCUGUACUGCCCUGAAGUGACAUGUACCGAGUGCCACACUCAAGGUCACCGCCACUAUGUCUGUCCUAAGAUAAGCAGUCAAGAUAAGCAGAAGACUCCCCAGGGCGCAUGUUACAACUGUCAAGUUGUGGGUCAUUUCGCUGCAGAUUGCCCAGAACCCAGUCGAAAGAAAACUUCAGCAGCGCCUUCCAUGUUGACACCAGUGGCACCCGUGGCACAAGUGACACACGUGCUUCAUCUCAUAGUAGCCAUGCAUGUCGAUGCAUCGCACAACUCCAUACAGGCAUCACACCGAGUCUUGGGAAAUGAAAACGGGACAGAAGCCCCUCAAGAAAGCACACUUCAAAGCGCCUGA
Haliotis rufescens (red abalone) is the source of this 405-nucleotide messenger RNA. RefSeq names its product protein AIR1-like. Bases 1 to 405 code for a protein of 134 amino acids. The record is from RefSeq and is a predicted model, not a curated record. The transcript has a single exon. Gene Ontology annotation, molecular function: zinc ion binding; nucleic acid binding. Lineage: Eukaryota; Metazoa; Mollusca; Gastropoda; Lepetellida; Haliotidae.